CAUUUCUCUCUCUCUUUUUCUUCCCUUUUCUCUCUCACUUUCUUUCCCUCUCUCAUUUCUCUUCUUUUGCUGCCUGGAGGAUGCUUUUCAAUUAACGCCACCAGUGGCACCGCUCGGCAGGAGGAAAAAAGCUAAGGGCAGUGAGAAAAGAGGGAUGGCCCUACCAAACCUCAUCCACCCACCCCAGGGAUCAGGCUCAGAGAAAGCCAGAGUACCCUCACCAAAGAGGUUCACCCAUCAGCCCUGCUCUGUGCGCCUUUGCUGCGCUUUAGCUGAGCCUGGCCACUCACUUGAGAAAGGUAUCCCCACUCAUGCGCCCCCUCCCAGCCCAACAGGGGGUCACGUAAGAAGGAAGAGGAGGGUCAUCUUUGGAGAAGCCGCCACUGCAGGCUAGUCACCCUUUCCAUCACACCCUCCUCCCCGAUUCCAUUCCCACCUCGCCAGCCCUCGUGUUAGUGAGGUUGGUGUCGGUCAUGGCCAAGUUGGGCCAGUGUCUCGGAGUGAAGAACAAGUCACGUGACCGGGUCAGCAGGGAGCCGCAGGAGAGGGUUCAAAGAUGAACCCACAUGUGGCUCUGGAGCCGCAGGUUGCCAACACCUGCUCUAAAUGGACUAAGAAAUGAGAAAGUGGAGGAAACUCUCCUGAAAUCUUCUAUAUGUGCAAGGCCACUCUUACUAACAGGGAGAACCAUAUACAAAAGCUGCUAGUAGGACAGGAAGGGACAUCAAUCUCAUGCAUGCUGUACUCACUCCAACUUAUAUAAAAGUGCUCGGCUUCACAGCUGAUAUGAAGUCCAAAACUAGGCUAUUCCUUCUAGUACGAUGGUGCAGUAAGAUUCAACUAUCAAUCCAAAUGGUUAAUGUGCAUGGAGCUGAGACGAGAGACCAUCCUGUACUUUAUCUGAGGUGGGAAAAUACCUUUGGUCCAUUGUAGGUCUGGGUUCAUACAAUAUUACAGCAUACUAAAUCUGCCUCUGAAGCUAAACAGUUUGUGGGUUUACACAAUACCUUGUACAUAACUAACCAAGAGGCUGGUUUCAUAUAAUGUGUUGAACCAUCAAAAUAAAAACUGAAGUUGAAUAGUAGUCAAGGUUAGUAUGAGUCACCAAUGUUAGCAUGCUAUGCUGCUCUAGCCCAAUGGCUCUUGAGUGUGGAAAAGAGAUGACAAACAACACUCAACAGCAGCCGCAUCCACAGUUGGAUAGCAACAUCUAUCCGUCAACAUGGCUGACUGCAAAAAGUUAAAUAUGAUUGGAUUGUGUUAGUACUCAAAUGGGAGAAAGCCACGAAACGCCAAGGCUGAGAGGCUGAAAACGUCUCCUGGAAGAAGGCAGUGGUAAACCACUUUGGCAUUCUUGUCAAAACCAAACACCCUGCAGGAAAGAAUUAACUUAAGCAGCUGCAGUAUAGAUUCAACUGCCAACACAUGCCUCAGGUUGUUGCACCACCAGUUCAUCCAUAAUUACAAGAUGCACAGUUUUUGGCUUUACCUAAGGUAACAAAUGGCAAGCUGUUGUAGUUGUUCUCAGUCUACAACUGCCUACCUUUUGCCAUUCAGUCUCACUCUGUGUUCAAGGAAGGGGGGCACCCACCACACUGCCCGGAGUCUGCUGCAACUUAAUCCCAUCCAUAGACCUGGCACCAAAGGAGCACCUGCUCUGGCAAUCGCCCACCUGCUCCCCACCCCCAUCCCUUCCUCCAAACGGCGACUUAAAAUUCGUAGUGGCCUCCCUCUGCUACCUCGCCUAUGCACCGUUGAGGGUGGGCUGCGCUGACUGAGGCCAGCCCUCUGCGACACCCAGACGCCGUCGCCAGCAAGCCAGCACACGCGGUUAAGCAAGCGAGGACCACCGCCGGGCCGUCGGGUUCUCCCUUUCUGGCGGGCGCAGCGGGUUAGUGGCAGCAUCCCCAAGGGAAGCGCCAAUCGGGGUCGAACGCCCAAGUGCGCCGAGGUUGCCUUGAAAGAAUAGAGGCCAGUCACUGCCUAGGCACUUUCACCUGCAGGGCGUCCCCUCGGCGCGUGAGCCGGGAUGAGGACCACCUCCUCCCUGACCCGGCGGUGCCCGACCCUGGAUGCCUCCAGCUGCUCUCAGGAUAUCACUGCACCAGCCUUCGGGUUUUGGCCACACCCGCACACCCCCUCCGCCCCCCAUUUCUGCUUCUCUUCUUCCACAUCACCACAGUUGCCCCUGGUUUAAAUAGCGUCCCUCCCACCCCGGGCUUGCCUUUCCCGGACUGGCUGGGCAUCCCGCUUGACCUCCGCGGGGCCGCUCCCCGGGUCUCCCUGCCCGUCUCGCAAACCUCAAAGCCACGGGCAGGGGAGGGGCAAAGCGCGAGGUGAGAGGGAAGCCAGCGCCGUAGGGCCCGAACUGCGGCGCCUCUCGGAGAAAGUAAAGGGUGAGCGAAGGGGCGGGCCAAGGCGGCGGAGAGCACCCAAUGAGCGUUCGGGAAAGCGGUCGGGGGCCGAGCCGGUCGAGUCGCCAUCCAAUGACCGUGAAGCAGUGGAGGGCGGGAGUAAAACGUUGGGAGCUGGGAGAAGUCGGAGAAGGCGAAGAGUCCGGAGUCGAGCGGCGAGUUGUCGGCGGAACUGCUGGUGUUCGCUUUGCUCUCGCUCCGGCGCCCGUUAUACUAGCUGCGUAGUCGCUGCGCAGAAGCGCCCGGAGGUUCCCAAGAGUCCGAAGGGAGAGGACCAGCCGGACGAGCGAGUUUCUUUGCCCGCCUGCCUCGAGGAGAACUUCAGCUGGACCGCGGAGCUGCUGGUCGGCAACAGGAAACUUUUCUGGAGCAGCCGGAGGAGGCAGAGCUCCGUCGCCGUCGCCGCAGCGCGGCUGGGUUGCUCCACGCCGGGUUCGGGGAGUUCGAGUGGACUUGCGAGGGCUGCCUCGGCCCUGGCCGCGAUGUCCCUGGCCACGGACGCCGCGGGGCGGAGGCGUCGGGGUGUCGGCGGCGACUGGCCCUUGGCCGAGGGGUGGCUGCUGCUCUUGGCGCUGCUGGUGCUCCCGGGGACGCCCGGGACCCGGGCUUUCGUCUGCCUUCCUUGCGACGAGUCCAGGUGCGAGGAGCCCAAGAACUGCCCCGGCGGCGUCGUCCUGGACAUCUGCGGCUGCUGCUUCAUCUGCGCCCGGCAGCGCAACGAGAGCUGCGGCGGUUUCUUCGGGCUGCACGGCGCCUGCGACCGCGGACUUCGCUGUGUGAUCCGUCCGCCGCUCAACGGCGAUUCUCUCACCGAGUACGAAGCGGGCGUCUGCGAAGAUGAAAACUGGGAUGAUCAGCUACUUGGAUUUGAGCCUUGCAAUGAAAACCUCAUAACAGGCUGCAAUAUAAUCAAUGGAAAAUGCGAAUGUGAUACUAUUAGGACCUGUAGUAAUCCCUUUGAGUUUCCAAGCCGGGAUACUUGCCUGUCAGCUUUAAAAAAGAUUGAAGAAGAAAAACCGGACUGCUCUAAAGCCCGUUGUGAAGUGCAGUUUUCUCCACGCUGCCCAGAGGACUCAAUUCUGAUUGAAGGCUAUGCUCCCCCUGGAGAAUGCUGCCCUCUUCCAAGCCGCUGUGUCUGCAAUCCUGCAGGAUGUUUGAGGAAGGUCUGCCAACCCGGCUAUUUGAAUAUAUUGGUUUCCAAAGCGUCAGGAAAGCCAGGGGAAUGCUGUGAUUUCUAUGAAUGUAAACCAGUGUUCAGUGUGGACUGUAGUACAGUGGAAUGCCCUCCGGUCCAACAAGUUGCCUGUCCUUUGGAUAGCUAUGAAACUCAAGUCAGGCUGACAGCUGAUGGAUGCUGCACUCUUCCCACAAGGUGCGAAUGUCUCUCAGGUUUAUGUGGUGUUGCAAAAUGCGAGCCAGGCUUCAUCCCCCAAAUAGUGUCACGUGGAGACGGAACACCUGGCAAGUGCUGUGAUGUCUUUGAAUGUGUCAAUGAAGUGAAGCCAGCGUGUAUAUUUAAUAGCGUGGAAUAUAAUGAUGGAGACAUGUUCCGAAUGGACACUUGUCGGUUUUGUCAAUGCCAAGGUGGUGUAUCUAUUUGUUUCUCCGCACAAUGUGGCGAGCUACACUGCGAUAGAUACUAUGUACCCGAAGGAGAGUGCUGUCCAGUAUGCGAAGAUUCCAUUUCUCCAAUUAGCAACCCUGCAGGAUGUUAUGCUAAUAGUCAGAUUCAAGCGCAUGGUGACCGCUGGAGGGAAGAUGAUUGUACUUUCUGUCAGUGCAUCAAUGGAGAGUCCCAUUGUGUGGCCACAGCCUGUGGACAAAGUUGCUUGAACCCUGUAAAGGUUCCAGGAGAAUGUUGCCCAAUGUGUGAAGAGCCAACCUACAUCACAAUAGGUCCACCUACAUGUCCUCCUCUGGUGAACUGUACGCUAAAAGAGACAGACUGCAUUUAUGACUUCAAAGUGGAUCAAAAUGGUUGUCACAUUUGCCAGUGUAAAACUAGGGAGGAGCGGUGUACCAAUCUCAUGUCAGAUUGUUCCUUGGACUGUGACUUUGGUUUCCAAACAGAUGUCCAUAACUGUAAGAUCUGUCAGUGCCACCCACGGCCUAAGAAAUGCAAACCCAUAGUAUGUGACAAGUACUGUCCCUUUGGAUACUUCAAGAACAAACACGGAUGUGAAAUCUGUCGUUGUAAGAAAUGCCCAGAGCUUUCAUGUGGGAAGAUCUGUCCAAUGGGCUUUCAGAAAAAUAACCAAGGAUGUAAUAUCUGCAAAUGUGCUGAGAUACCAGCUUCCAUAAUACCACCUGCUAAGGUAGGGACUUGCUUAUCAAUAGAUGGGCACCGUCAUGAGAAUGAAGAAAGUUGGCAUGAUGGCUGCCGUGAUUGUUAUUGUCAUAAUGGACGGGAGAUGUGUGCUUUGAUUACUUGUUCUGUUCCCAACUGUGGCAAUCCAACAAUACACCCAGGACAAUGUUGUCCAUCAUGUCCAGAUGAAUCCAUUGCACAGAAGCCAGAAAUCAGUGGUCCAACCAUCUGUUAUGUUCCAGGAGGAGAGUAUUUUAUGGAAGGAGACACAUGGAACAUUGAUUCUUGUACCCAGUGUACAUGUCAUAAUGCAAGAGUCUUAUGUGAAACUGAAGUCUGUCCCCCUCUACUUUGUCGAAAUCCUACACGUACUCAGGACUCAUGUUGUCCCCAGUGUCCAGAUGAGCCUGUUCAGCCUUCCUUGUCAACCAAUAAAAGCAUGCCCAGUUACUGCAAAAAUGAUGACGGUGAUAUCUUCUUAACCGCUGAGUCAUGGAAACCAAAUGUUUGUACCAGUUGUAUUUGCUUGGAUGGUGGAAUCAGCUGUUACUCUGAAUCUUGCCCACCAGUAUCCUGUGAAAAACCUGUUUUGAGGAAAGGGCAAUGUUGUCCUUACUGUAUAGAAGACACAGCAGCAAAGAAGGCAGUAUGUCAUUUUAAUGGAAAAACCUAUGCGGAUGAAGAACGUUGGGACAUUGAUAGCUGCACUCAUUGCUACUGCUUGCAGGGUCAGACGCUUUGUUCCACAGUUAGUUGCCCCUCUCUUCCUUGCGUGGAACCAAUUAAUGUGGAGGGAAGUUGCUGUCCCAUGUGCCCAGAAAUGUAUGUACCUGAACCUACCAACAUUCCAAUUGAGAAGACAAAUCAUAGAGGUGAUAAAGAACUAGAAGCACCAGUCUGGCCUACAUUCAGUGAAAAUGAUGUUGUUCAUAUCCAUAAAGAUAUGGGUCAUCUUCAGGGUGAAUAUAGAGAAACUAGAGGAUCACAGCCAACUGCAGAAGCAUCUCUUGAUUCUCUUGCCUGGGUAACCGUACCCCUCUUAACAGCUCUAGUUCUUAUAAUUGCACUUUUGUUUAUCAAUCAGAAAAAGCAAUGGAUACCAGUAUCCUGCUACAGAACUCCAGCAAAGCCUUCCUGCUUAAAUAAUCAAUUAGUGUAUGUGGACUGCAAGAAAGGUACCAUGGUUCAGGUGGACAGUUCUCAGAGAAUGCUUAGAAUUGCUGAUCCAGAUUCAAGAUACAGUGGAUUCUACAGCAUGCAAAAACAGAGUAACUUACAAGCAGAUAAUUUCUAUCAGACAGUGUGAGAAACUGCAUCUCUUACCAAGAUAUUAAGAAGAAACAAAGGCUGAAUCUGCUAUUCAAAUAAAACUAGAAUCAUGCACUUGCUUAGUGGAUUGUAUUGGAUUUGUGACUUCAUGUACAGCUCUAAGACCUUGUUGGGAUUGACUCUGAUUCCUGCAGUGUGCCAGAACAAGCAUUCCCACUUCUGACCAAGUGUUUUCCUGGAACCAAAGUUUUAAAAUUUGUUGAUGUUUUGCUUGUAACAUAGUAAUCAUGAUUGUUUGGGAAAAGAAAACUGGGGUGAGCUUGCGUGGU
Molecule: messenger RNA, 6320 nt
Organism: Thamnophis elegans (Western terrestrial garter snake)
Lineage: Eukaryota; Metazoa; Chordata; Lepidosauria; Squamata; Natricidae
Gene: CRIM1
Product: cysteine rich transmembrane BMP regulator 1
Exons: 17
Coding region: 2897-6028 (1043 amino acids)
Cellular component (GO): extracellular region
Molecular function (GO): serine-type endopeptidase inhibitor activity; protein binding
Source: RefSeq, a predicted model, not a curated record